AUGGGAGGGAAGGCGAACGGCCUCGGUACAGAAGUUGAUCUUUGUGCUGCUGAGAGGAAAGUCAACUGGAUCGAGAGGACGGAGCAAGUCCAACUUAAUCCUCCCAUGCUCGUCAGUCUGCGAGGAGGAGGAGAGGGAGGAGGGAAGCAGAAAGCAAAGCUGCGCGAAGACCGAUCGAAGAGACAGGGGAAGGCGGAGACGAGCAAGAUGAAGGAGCAUGCGAGGAAUGCACUCAGAAAGGGAUCGGGGCCCCGGGCUCCCAACCGAUCCAUUGGGAGGGGAGCUAAGGGGAGGCGGGUCGAAGCAGACGAGAGCGAUAGCAGCGAAGAGCAGGACGAGGAUGACGAAGGAGAUACAAGCCGCUCAGGACAGGAGGAGGAGGACGAGGACGAGGACGACGAGGAGGACGAGGAGCAGGAGGAACUGUCUAACAAGGCAAAGAAGAAGAGGGAGAAGACAUCAGAUGGCAGAGACGGAGGAGGAAGGAGCUCAGGCGAAGGAAUGGCGAACAAUCUCAAGGACAUGCUGAACGUGGAAGAGGUUGAACCUGACAGCCAGCUGAAUCUGGACAUGAUCGACAGCGCCGAGAUCCGAGAGUUCAUGGGAAAGACGAUGAUGCAAGCUGAAGACUCCAUGGAGGCCGGCAAACGGGUACCGGAGCCCAGCGACUCCUCAGAAGAGAGUGAAAGUAGGAAGAAGGAGAUGAAGAAGAAGGAAAAGGAGGAGGAGGAGGAGGAGGAGGAGGACACAGAUGACUGA
Molecule: messenger RNA, 759 nt
Organism: Guillardia theta CCMP2712
Lineage: Eukaryota; Cryptophyceae; Pyrenomonadales; Geminigeraceae
Exons: 11
Coding region: 1-759 (252 amino acids)
Source: RefSeq, a predicted model, not a curated record